Erythranthe guttata (spotted monkey flower) is the source of this 2408-nucleotide messenger RNA. RefSeq names its product threonyl-tRNA synthetase, putative / threonine-tRNA ligase. Gene Ontology annotation, molecular function: threonine-tRNA ligase activity; ATP binding. The record is from RefSeq and is a predicted model, not a curated record. NCBI's taxonomy places the organism in Eukaryota, Viridiplantae, Streptophyta, Magnoliopsida, Lamiales, Phrymaceae. Gene Ontology annotation, cellular component: chloroplast stroma; cytoplasm. Gene Ontology annotation, biological process: threonyl-tRNA aminoacylation.
GAGAGAGAGAGAGAGAGAGAGAGAGAGAGAGAGGAGAGAGAGCUGAGAGUAAACUUCCACCACAAAAAUCCGCCCACAUACUAAACAAACACACUCCUUGAUUAUGUUUGUUGCUCACAAAACCACGGUUAUGGCGCUCUCUUUAUCGUUAUCGAAGCACUGUCUUCUCACGUUCCCACGGAAUAAACUCUCCCAUUUCUCCCCCAAAUGCAAUCUCAAUUUGUUUUCAGUCUGCCCUUCUUUUGUUGAUCAUCGUUUUUCUCGCAAGGAUGGACUGCGUAGGGCAAAAUUCUCCGCCGUCGCUACUGAAGUUACGGAAAUGCCCACUGCUCCGCCGCCCGGUGAAGGAAGAGAUACCAAUUCCGAUUCCGAUUCCGGAAAAAUUGUCCUUCCUACCAAUAAGUCUUCUGAGAAACUCCUCAGGAUUCGUCACACGUGUGCUCAUGUGAUGGCUAUGGCUGUUCAAAAGAUUUAUCCGGAUGCAAAAGUGACGAUUGGUCCUUGGAUUGAGAAUGGCUUUUACUAUGACUUUGAUAUGGAGCCUCUCACUGAUAAGGACCUUAAGAAAAUUAAAAAAGAAAUGGAUCGCAUUAUUGGUAAAAAUUUGCCUUUAAUCAGAGAAGAAGUUAGCAGAGAUGAAGCCCAUAAAAGGAUAAUUGAUGUCAAGGAGCCUUACAAGAUUGAGAUUCUUGAGAGCAUUAAAGAGGAGCCCAUCACAAUCUAUCAUAUAGGUAAUGAAUGGUGGGAUCUUUGUGCUGGGCCUCAUGUAGAAUCUACUGGAAACAUCAAUAGAAAAGCUAUUGAACUUGAGUCUGUCGCUGGGGCUUACUGGAGAGGAGACACAAAUAAGCCAAUGUUACAAAGGAUAUAUGGCACAGCAUGGGAGAAUGAAGAACAACUGAAAGCUUAUCUUCACUUUAAGGAGGAGGCCAAAAGGCGGGACCACCGUAGAAUUGGUCAAGAUCUCGAUCUGUUUUCUAUACAGGAUGAGGCUGGUGGAGGGUUGGUUUUCUGGCAUCCAAAGGGUGCUAUUGUAAGACACAUAAUUGAAGAUGCAUGGAAAAAGAUCCACAUACAGCGUGGCUAUGAUUUACUCUAUACUCCACAUGUAGCAAAAGGAGAUCUUUGGAAGAUUAGUGGUCAUCUCGACUUUUACAAAGAGAGUAUGUUUGAUCAGAUGAAGAUAGAGGAAGAACUUUAUCAGCUCCGACCGAUGAAUUGCCCUUACCAUAUUUUGGUUUACAAACGGAAGCAGCAUUCUUACAGGGAUUUUCCAAUCAGGGUUGCUGAGCUUGGAACAGUGUAUAGAUAUGAGUUGUCUGGAAGUUUACAUGGAUUGUUCAGAGUAAGAGGAUUUACCCAGGAUGAUGCCCACAUAUUCUGUUUAGAUGAUCAAAUAAAAGACGAAAUAAGGGGUGUGCUGGAUCUUACGGAGGAAAUAUUGCUGCAAUUUGGUUUUGACAAAUAUGAAGUAAACCUGUCAACAAGACCAGAGAAAUCUGUGGGAGGUGAUGAUAUAUGGGAUAAAGCAACAUCUGCUCUAAAGGAUGCCUUAGAUGACAAAGGUUGGAAUUAUCAGAUAGAUGAUGGCGGUGGCGCUUUUUAUGGCCCCAAAAUUGAUUUAAAAAUCGAGGAUGCACUCGGAAGGAAGUGGCAAUGCUCCACCAUACAGGUUGAUUUUAAUUUGCCUCAACGCUUUAACAUCACUUACGUCGAUUCGGAUCAAGAGAAGAAGCGACCAAUCAUGAUACAUAGAGCAGUUCUUGGAUCCUUAGAGCGCUUCUUUGGAGUUCUUAUAGAGCAUUAUGCUGGAGAUUUUCCAUUAUGGCUUUCUCCUAUUCAAGCUCGUCUUUUACCAGUAACUGACAUACAGCUUGAGUACUGCAAUGAGGUGUGCAAAAGAUUGAAAGAAAAUGGCAUUAGAGCAGAAGUUUGCAGUGGAGAGAGGCUGCCAAAACUUAUUAGGACAGCAGAGAAACUGAAGAUUCCAUUAAUGGCGGUUGUGGGGCCCAAAGAGGUAGAAACACAAGCGUUAACAGUUAGAUCGAGGUUUGGUGGAGAGUUGGGUACAAUGUCAGUCGAUGAUUUUAUCAGCAAAACAAAGCAUGCAGUUGAAAACAAGGCCUUCAUUUGAUCCAAUGAUUUUAUUCACUUCAAUGGGGGAAAUGGCUAACGAGACUCACUCACCACAAAUCUAAAUUUAAAUAGCUAUAAAGACAGCAACUUUUUUCUUUUUAUUUGUUCUUAGUUAUAAGUCCAUAUUUUGUCAUUAUGCAAACAUGGAGGAGAUUUUCGUAAUUAGUCACGGGGCUCUCUUUGUCGACUGAGGCCGUUUGGUAUACAAGUCCAUUCACCAAAUGAUUCGGAUUUGGCCCCAACUAAAUAUUUUUGUCUUUCUUAGAAUCUCA